Molecule: messenger RNA, 1536 nt
Organism: Arabidopsis lyrata subsp. lyrata
Lineage: Eukaryota; Viridiplantae; Streptophyta; Magnoliopsida; Brassicales; Brassicaceae
Exons: 8
Coding region: 70-1353 (427 amino acids)
Cellular component (GO): endoplasmic reticulum; Golgi apparatus
Source: RefSeq, a predicted model, not a curated record
UCAAUUUUUGAUGUUGUUUGUUAAUAGGAAUCGUAUUCGGCUGAGCCAGAGACUCAGUUAUUGAGGUUUAUGGAUUACGUUGGGAGAGAACUUACACAAGUGCGAUUUCCAUGGCUGAAGAUGUUUCCUUUCAAGGGUCCUUGGCCCAAGCUUAUCGAUGUGAUCAAUGUUCCAGUGUGUGAUAUUCCUGAACCUAUCUACAAAACAUCUGUCGAUUGGAUCAAACAAGUUCCAGUAAUGACACUCUCUGGCUUCAUUGUGUGGGCGUUUCGCUGCACUCUCACUCAUUUGGAAGCACAACAAGAAGGUGUCAAUUCUGGCAAGAUUGGUGAACAACCUACUUCUCCCAAACCUCAUGUGGUAGUAUUUGUUACAUUGGCAAUGGUAUUACGUACAAGACCUGAAACUUUUACUUUUGCAUUGCGGACUAUUAGGCAGAGGCGUAUGUUUCAAGGACAGGACAAGAUUCCGUUUACAGUUUGGAUGAUGGCUCAGGCCUCCCAGGGUUAUUUAUGUGCAGGCUUGCUUUCAUGGGCGCAUAACUUGUUACCAGUAGUCAGUAAUUCGGACUGCAACCCUCAGUCAAGGGAUCUCAUCCUGCAGUUGGUUGAGAAAAUUUUGUCGGAUCCAAUGGCUUGGACAAUGCGUAGGAAUCAAGCUAUUAGGGAGAGAGAGCGACUGAUUCCACCUCCUUCAUUUGAGAUCUUGCUGCGGCUUACAUUCCCUGCUUCAUCUGCAAGAGUCAAAGCUACAGAGAGAUUUGAGGCAAUUUAUCCCUCACUGAAAGAAGUGGCUCUUGCCGGUGCACCAGGAAGCGAGGCAAUGAAACAAGUCAUUAAACAGAUAUUCACUUUGUCUUUGAAAUUAGCUAAAGAAGGAAAUCCUACUUUGGCCAAGGAAGCUACAGAAAUCGCUAUCUGGUGUGUGACCGAACAUGUUGAUUGCUGCGAGCACUGGGACAAUCUCUAUAUGAGGAAUCCAGCAGCUAGUGUUGCUGUUCUAAAAAAGCUUGUGGACAAUUGGAAGGAUCAUUCCCUCAAAAUAUUUUCAUCACCGAGAAAUACUCUCACUCUCGGUCAAACUAUGAAGAGCUUCAGGCUGGAAAACCAAAAAGCCAUCACUGAAGGAGGAGCGAAUGUUUCUCUUUACAAAGAAGCUGACAAGUACUGCAAAUUGAUCUCGCGGAGACUCUCCUACAACCAUUACUGCCUCAAAGCUACUGCUGUGGUUCUAGCUGCUGCAGGAGCCACUGCUGCAGUUGUUCUAUCUUCCAACAUGGAGCUUAAGAACCUGGUGAACUCAUUGGAUCUGCACCUAUACCUCAAUGCAAUCACCACAGCUUUUAACAUCUAAGAGAGAAAUAUCUGAUACAAGCAGUGAGGGCUUUGAGAUUAUUAUCUAUAUAAGCUAAUGUCUUAACAUCUUUCUAGUAGGAGUAUUUAAAAACACAAAAUAUUUUAGUAUAUGACAGUAAUUUGCAUUUUGACUUUGAUGAACUGAGAUCCUACGAUCAAAUCAAGCCUGGUUUUUUUUUUU